This is a messenger RNA of Nicotiana tabacum (common tobacco), 1676 nucleotides long. RefSeq lists its product as uncharacterized. The record is from RefSeq and is a predicted model, not a curated record. Lineage: Eukaryota; Viridiplantae; Streptophyta; Magnoliopsida; Solanales; Solanaceae.
CGUGGACUCCCAAUUCCUCAAAGCUAAAAACUCAUUCACCAGAACUUGUUACAAGUAUCCACUUCCAAAUUGAGCAUCCAUUGCCCCAAAAUCCACCAACCCUCACUUGUUAAUUCAACGAAUUUAGAGAAGUUAGCCUUUUCGAUUCACAUCUACCACAAAUAGCAGUUAUCCUGCGGUACCAAGCUUGUGAAAAAAAUGUAUCCCGGCCAAAGAAACAAACGGCCAUAUGCAGAACAUACAAACUCUGACAAAAAUGUCAGAAGACGUGAUAUGUAUAAGCAAAUAUCGCCUGAUAAAAAAGAGGCAAUGUUACUACAACGCCGCACCAAAAAACUUGAGCGGCAAAAAUGGAAUAAUUCCAUAAAAUCAACAGUUGAUCCAGAUGAAAGAGUAAUGUAUCAAUAUCACCCUAUGAUUCGAAAACAUAGUGCUCUUAUCAUAAGAGAGGCUUCUUCUGCCGAAGUUGGAAGCAACUAUGAUGUUAAUACUUCCUCAAGUUCUUUUGAUAAAAGAAAAAAUGUCACUCAUGCGUUUUCUGUAUUUGAAAGAGAAUCAACAUCGCGUACAUCUAAGGGACAACAUAAUGUCUUCGCUACUGCCACAAGCAAGGUUGUACCUUGACCAAGUAAUCUAUAAGAAAAAUAAUGACAAAGAUGCAGAUUAUGCACGAUUAAAACCUCUUCCAAACUAUAAAUUUUGCAAUGCAAAAAGGUUUCAAUAUGAACCUCCUGAAUUUUGUUGUGGCAGCGGGUCAGUUAAGUUAGUUUCAUAUGAGUUGCCUAAUGAAUUAUCAGAUUUGUAUAAAGGCAACACUAAAGAAGCUAAGCAUUUUCGAACCUACAUUAGAACAUACAACAAUAUGUUUGCCUUUACGUCACUUGGUGUAACCAACGAUAAAGAUUUGGCGAGGAGAUAUCAUAGUAUAUAUACGUUUCAAGUUCAGGGAUAAAUGCAUCAUUUUAUACCUGAUUUACUUCUUUCAGAUAAAAAGGAACAGUUCAGGGACAAAUGUAUCAUUUUAUACCUGAUUUACUUCUUUCUGAUAAAAAAGGAAAGAAUAUGCAGUUAUACUUUUACGAUAACGAAAAUGAACUGGCUAAUAGAAUGGCUUGUUCAAGAAAUAUCAACGAAUCAAUUGUAAAGAAACUUAUUCAUGUGCUCUCAAUUAAUCCAUAUUCCAUUUUUUAAAAUCCUUGACAAACGUUCCGAAACUAUCUGAUUGUUAUAUCGCGCUUAAAUGUGAACCAAAGUCAGACCAACAUGUAUAUAAUCUACCAACUACAACAGAGGUGGAUGGAAUAUGGGUACAUGAUAAUGUUGUCGAUACUGUUUCUAUGCCUCAUAUUCGUAUAUACACACAUAGUGACAAGAUUCAGUCAGUAAAGUAUUAUUAUGGAUGUUAUGGCCCAUUACAAUACCUGUUGUUAUUUUCAUACGGUCAAAACGGAUGGCAUUGUAGUAUUAAAAAAUCGCACGAAGAGAUCAACGUUAUUGUAAACAUGAAGAAUUACCGAGUGUAAAGAAUAUGUGUUCCAUUGAUGAAUUUCUUGAUAUGGAAGCUCAAACUAUGGAAAAAGAAAAACGGAAAAGAGAGACAGUUUCUUGUUGUGAGUAUUAUUGUUACAAAUUUCAGAUAAGAGAGGAUGAAAAAAAUGAAGUCCUACAUUGUGCAA